Phragmites australis (common reed) is the source of this 2258-nucleotide messenger RNA. Its product is annotated as ceramide kinase. NCBI's taxonomy places the organism in Eukaryota, Viridiplantae, Streptophyta, Magnoliopsida, Poales, Poaceae. Bases 453 to 2021 code for a protein of 522 amino acids. The transcript is spliced from 13 exons. The record is from RefSeq and is a predicted model, not a curated record. Gene Ontology annotation, molecular function: kinase activity.
CUGUCCGUUCCUCGGUUCUUUCCCUCCCCACCGAAAGCACAAGCAGCGCACCGGCAACGGAAAAGAAAAGGAUACCCACACAAGCACGAGCUGGGCAACGUGUCGAAGAGGCCAUGCAAGGCGACGGCGAGGUGCUGUUCCUGGGCGGUGUCGGGGAGGUCGCCGUAACCAUCGGCCACGAUGGCCUCUCCAUCCAGCCCCUCCACCCGGAACUGGCCUCUUCAUGUUGGUCAUCCUUUAACCUGCAGCCUAAAUUAGACAACAAAAUCAAGUUUUCAGAUGUUUAUGCCAUAGAGCUGCUUGAUAAGGGUCCUAUCUGUGGAGCUUGGAAUACAAGAACUGCCAUUCAAGGCAAGAAAAAUAGUGAGGUUAUAGCAUUCCUUCUGGUUAUUUUACAAGCCUCAUUUUUCUGCAACGUGCAUCAAAUGUUUCUGCCAACCAAUAUUUGAUAGAUGCACCGAUUUGUCGUGCAUGGGAUUACGAGAACAAGAAAACGUCCUUCUCCAUUGUUGCCUUGUGAAUAUAUUUUUGGUCACAAAGACCUGAAUACCUGCAAAAAUUGGUUUGAGCAUCUCAUGGCAUGCAUAAACAAUGAAGGGGAUAGACCAAAGAACCUCAUGGUAUUUGUUCAUCCAUUAUGUGGAAAAGGUAGAGGGCCCAGAAAUUGGGAAACAGUUGCUCCAUUAUUUGAUAGAGCGAAAGUAAAAACGAAGGUAAUUGUGACAGAGAGAGCAGGGCAUGCAUACGACACACUAGCAUUAUUAUCAGAUAAAGAACUCAAGACAUUUGAUGGGGUUGUUGCAGUGGGCGGUGAUGGUCUAUUUAAUGAAAUUCUGAAUGGGAUACUAAGUUCAAGGUUCAAGGCUUCUUAUCCCCCAACUCCCGAGGGGUUCGGAUAUUUUGGAAGCACUGAGAACUGCGAAGGACAGACAAGGAAUGGGAUAAACGAUAUGCCCACACCAAAUUAUCUAAAUGUCACGUUUCCAGGGAAUUCGAAUACAUGUGAUGACCAUGAACCUCUUCUUUCGACAUCGCAACCUACAGGACUUGAGAUGCCAUCAUUAAAUUGUAGUAAAGAACCAUGCAAUGGAGAUCAGGAUCAUUUAGUCUCCUUUCCGAACGACUGGUUUAGGCUUGGCAUAAUUCCUUCUGGCUCAACUGAUGCUAUUGUUCUCAGCACAACAGGGGAGCGAGAUCCUGUGACCUCUGCUCUGCUUAUUAUUCUUGGCAGAAGGAUAUCACUUGAUAUAGCUCAAGUAGUCAGAUGGAAAAGUAGACCAACAGAUGAGGUCAUACCUACUGUACGUUAUGCAGCGUCAUUUGCAGGAUAUGGCUUUUAUGGAGAAGUUAUCAGGGAGAGCGAAAACUAUCGAUGGAUGGGUCCUGCGCGUUAUGACUUUUCUGGAACAAUGGUCUUUCUGAAGCAUAGAUCAUAUGAGGCAAAAGUUGCUUUUCUUCAGACUCAAAACACUCAUUCACUUACAACGUCAGCAGAGGAUGUUGUAACUGGAGCACAACCAGUACAAUCUCGUCAGAAGAGACCUCACAAAAUUAUCUGCCGAACAAAUUGCCUUAUAUGCAAAGAGACUUCAACAUUUGGACAAUAUUUAGAAGAUGAGAUUCCAGGCAGCUCCAGAACAAUAUACGAGAACUCGAAGUGGGUCUGGUCCAAAGGACGUUUUCUCAGUGUUGGUGCAGCUGUCAUUUCAUGUCGUAAUGAGAGAGCCCCUGAUGGCCUGGUGGCCGACGCACACCUCUCGGAUGGUUUUCUUCAUCUUCUGCUCGUCAGAGACUGCCCUCUUCCCCUUUACUUGUGGCAUCUAACACAAUUUACCAAGAAGGGUUCAGACCCGCUGAGCUUCAAGUUUGUUGAACAUAAUAAGACACCAGCAUUUACCUUUAUCUCAUCACAUGAUGAAAGUGUCUGGAACUUGGAUGGAGAGAUUUUUCAGGCGUGUGAGGUAUCUGUCCAAGCUUGCCGGGGCCUUGUCAACCUCUUUGCUUCGGGACCAGAGGUGUAGUGAUCUGCCUCAUAAGUUCUUCCUGUUUGCACCAAGGAAGGGCUGCCAAAAGGUCAGAGAAGUCAUUGUUUAUACACUUGUAUAUUGUACACUCUUAUUUGUAUCUUGUAGAGAACUAGAAUCAUUUGUUUAUAGAUAUACUCUUAGUUAUGUGGAUGUGGAAAUUAUAGCCCUUUUUCGCCAUGGAAAAGAGGAACAAGUAAUUUUGAUUCAAGUAAAUGAAGCGAAGUUUAUCCA